AUGGAUGCAGGAGCAGGAGGCGCGGCCUAUCGAUGGGCUCGGCCGCUCUGCUGGCCCGACCUGGCCCCAGAUCCCCGCCGGCCAGGAAGGAGACGCACGUGGGAGUUUUUCCCCAGCCGAGAUCGAGCAGCAGCGUCCGCCAUGCAAAGGCUUGAUUGCUCCCGCGUGUGCGUCGUGUGCGGGGAAGGCGGGCGGGGCGGCGCCAAGUACCGCUGCCCGGGCUGCCGGGAGAGAUAGUAAGGAGCGGGCCCUUUGGUGGGCUCCGGUUAUUUAGGGACGGAAGGCACUCUGUGUGUGCUCAGAGGUGGCUCUGCGGGACUGUGUCUAUGCUCAGAGGCGCGGCUCGAGGGUGGGGAGCUCAGUUUUUCUCGCGAAAGUGUGUACUGUAUGGGGUUACAGCCCCGAGGGUGAAAGAGAUCCUGUGUUCUCUUGGGUGUGUGGGCAGUUACCCCCCCCCCCAGUGGUGGUUUAAAGUGUUGGACGAGGCCCUGGGAGCCCAGGCUUCAAAUCCUCACUUAGCAAUGAGACUCCUUUGGGAUCACAUCCACAAUUUUAAAGCGCAUGACUCCCCCAUCCGACCCGCAAGAAUUACUAGCUCAUUGUUGAUUGAGCUAAUGUGCGGUUCUUACUUAGAAUCAAUCCCUAAGGCAAAUAAAAAGUAAGUGAAUAGCAAAGGUGAGAAAUACCUGUUCCAUAAUUAAAGAAGUGGAAUUCCGUGUACACUUCUGGCCCCCUCACGUAAAAAAAGAAAAGGGGGGAAAAGUUGCGGAAAGUUCAGAAAAGGGCAACCAAAACGAUCAAGGGGAUGGAGACACUCCCCUAGGAGCAAAAGUUACAGUAUUUGGGACUUUUUAGGUGGUAAAAAAGGCAAGUAAGAGGUGACACAAUAGUCAUUUAUAAAAGUAUGCAUGUUAUGGAGAAAGUGGCUGGAGAAAUCCACCCCCCUUUAAUAACACUAGAGCUUGUGGAUGGUCAGGGUAGCUGAAUGUUGGAAGAGUCAGGGCAGAUAAAAGAUAGGACUUCUUUGCACAGCAAGUAGAAGUCACUCCCGCGAUGGCCAUCAACUUGGACGGCUUUGAAAGAGGAUUGAACAAAUUCACAGAGGAUGAGGCUAUUCAUGGCAAUGGAAAGUUACCAAAGUGAUGUACAGUAAAAUAAAAUAAACAUAAAAUAUCAAUGAUGACAAACUAAAGCCACUGAAACCGUUUCUGUCAUUAUGCAAUUAUACAGCUGAGAAGUGGUUUAUAUAUAAAGGAGGAGUCCGUUUUUGUGGUCCUGCUCAUUGCCCAUUAUGCACUGAGCUGCUGCUAUACCAUGAAGGAGUUGCAGAUGUUUGGUUUUAACACUGUUAUCUUACUAUUGUUGAUGUUGCAAAAUUUUCAGGAGUAGCCAACACGGUGCACUUCAGAUGUUGCAGACUUCAACUCCCAUCAUCCCUGUUUUGCCAUGGGAAUGCAAAAUAUCCAGAAGGCACCAAGUUGGCCACUCCUGCAUAUCGUACUAUUUUAUGUAGCAUAAACCAAUUUUUGAGAAAGGGCAAUCUAUAUAACUAAUGAGUCGUGUUUUGUGCAGCGAUAAUAUAAGGAGCCUUUGUGGUGUGAUAAUGGUGUCCAUCUUAAGACUUGGGAGACCUGGGUUCAAAUCCCCCCUCAGCCAUGAAGCUCACUGGGUGACUUUGGGCAGGUCACACUUUUUUUAUCCUGAUCUAUCUCACAGGUGAGGAUAAAAUGGUGGGAGGGGAGAGAAACACCAUAUAGCCUGGCCUUGAACUCCUUGGGAUAGAAAUAAAUGUCUCCACUUAAAAAAACUUCUCUUUGUUGUUGCAGUUGUUCAGUGUCCUGCUGCAAGAAACAUAAAGGUAGGAUUAUAUAUAUAUAUUAAUAAGGAUUAGGCAUGCUUGAGUACAGUGGUACCUCGAGUUACAAAUGCCUUAGGUUACAAACGCUACAGGUUACAAACUACGCUAACCUGGAAGAGUCACCUCGAGUUGAGAACUUUGCCCCAGGAUGAGGACUGAAAUCGUGUACCAGUGGCGCAGCAGCAGCAGGAGGCCCCAUUAGCGAAAACAUGUCUCUAGUUAAGAACAGUUUUAGGUUAAGAACGGAUCUCUGGAACAAAUUAAGUUCGUAACUAGAGGUACCACUGUAAUUUGCUCUGCAAGGGUGCGUUUAUAGUUCACUUUUGUGAUGUACCAUACUUCUUGACAGAUGGCUACUUUUUUUGGUCACAACAAUCAGCCUGGGGACAAAGGGCUGCAAGGAGUUUUAGAAUUCCUUCUAAUUGUAACGUUCAGGCUGCGAGUGCCGUUGCAUUUUUAGCCAAAAUGGCCUGCCCUGUGCACAAGAAAAGUGGUGGUGGACUUAAAAGCCUGAGGUUUUCAGAAAUAACAAUAAUAUUCCAAAACCUUAGUUUGGGUGGUGAUGAUGAAAUAGUUAGAGCCUAGGGAAUUUGAAGGUGCGGCCAGAAGAGAGGUCAAUAUUGCCUCUAAUUGCUGGCAAAUCUGUAAUUAUACUUGAUAAUCUGAUGACAUUUGUUAUUUUAACCCAUGUGCAACUGUACUCAUUCUAUUGUUUUCCAUAUUUAAAUUUUUGUCUGUUGUUAUAAUUGUUCUCUCUGUUUUAUAUAUAUUAUAAAAUGGUGGGGCAGGAAAAAUAUAUGGUGGGGGCAAUCUUAACCAAAAAGAAGGGCCUCAACCCCUCGCUUCCCUUGGCUUGGAAAUAAUGAGAUGUGUUUGGCGUUUGAACAGAACAAUGUGCACCCAAAGCAGAGCCGCGUCUGCAGCCUACAAGUCAAGAAACUUCCCAGAGGACGGCAUCCAUGAACAAUGAAGGUAUUUGCACCCUUUCCAGCUCGCUUGCGAAAACAAACAGGCUUUUAAUUGGCAUUGAUAGUUGGGGGUCAUACUGAGGGAAGAGAAACAGUUGAGUCAGAGCAUCUUAAGGACCCUUCUGGGUCAGACUAAAGUUUCUUUUAGGACGGUAUCCCGUUUUCCCACUGUGGCUGAGUGGCAGGUGACAAAGGCUGUUUGGGUACCAGCCCUGGUACUUUUGCUGGCACUACUUUAUUCCUGCUUUUUUCUCAGGACGUUCUUGGUCAGUGGAUGACAUUUUGACAGAAGAUGAUGAGAACGAUAAGGUUCCCCUGCAGAAACUUCGGCUCUUGGGUAAGUUUUCCAGUGGGAAAUAUUGUUAACUUUUCCUGUAAAACAGGGGUGGGAAAGUUGUGGCCCUCUUGCUACUUUUGGACUACAACACCCAUCAUCGAAUCACCUGCUUGCUGUGGCUGAUGGGAGCGGCAGUCCCAGUAGCCAUCUGGAGGCUGACUGGUUGGUUAUUCCUACUAUAAAGAAAUUCCUAUGUGUGACUUGAAGCAAUUGGUUCUUACGUGAGCAGAUGACCCUGAGACUGUUAUUUUAUGGGUAGGGGGACAUCACUGCUUUAAGAAUCCAUUGUCUGAUUUCAUGCCCAACGUUCCUGAAUAGCAGGCAUGGGGAGCAUGGGACCCUCCCAGAUGUUGUUGUCUUUCUGUCCUUGACUGUGAGUGGGUGGGACUGAUGUGACUUGGGACCACAGCUCCCCCCAUAAGCCUUUGUCCAGUAUUUUCUGCUAAAAUAAAAUAAUACAUUGAAAGUACAGAUUAAAAAACAAUCAAAAUUACAAGGCUUAGGAGCAGCACAAAAGGUGUAUUUUUUAAAUAAUCAGAGGGCAGAUAAUGUAGAAAAAUGAAAGCAACAAGGCACGUCAUGAAAACUAAAUGGUGCAGUUUGUUGGGGGAAGAGUUUGUAUAUCUGAAUUUGACAAAUUAGAAAUGAAACCCCACCAAACAGCAUAGAAAUGUUCUGUAUCUUACCCUUGGGGAUUAGUAAUUUGCACGUCGUUUCCUUCGCAAUAGCCAAAUUCCACAUAUGGGGGGGGGGGGGGGCAGGGUGAGAGGUUUAAGUACUGUAGUGUCUUCGCUCUCUGGGCCAAAUAAGACAAUAUUGUCUGCUCCUGACAAUGGCUCUUUGGGGUCUUGGGACAGAAAGUGGUCUCCCCCAUCAUCUUUUGCCUUAGGGAUAGGGAACCUAUGGCCCUCCAGAAGUGGCUGACCAUUGGCCCUUGCUGGCUGUGGCUGAUGGGAGGCCUAAGAACAACAGGAUGGGUUCUCAGGCCCUGUGUUAUUUCAUCUGGAGAUGCCGGGGACUGAACUUGGGGCUUUCUGGAUGCAAAGCCAGCACUCUACCCCCUGAGCUCCAGUCCUUCUCCAAAGCAUGGGUGACAGCCACCAAUGAUCUUCCCACCCUCCUUCUUGGAGUCAUCUCCUUCUUUUUCUGAAACAGGGGAAUCUGAAGAACUCAAAGGCCUCCUCCUCAAUCCCCACCUUGGUCAGCUGCUUCUCACUGUCGACCAGGCCAAAGACAAGAGUGCCAUCCUGAAGACAUACAUGCAGGAGCCCCUCUUUGUGGAGUUUGCAGACUGUUGCCUGAGGAUUGUCGAGCCUCCCGAGGAGGAGAACGCACGCCCAGAGUGAUUUUUGUGUGUGCGGAGCAGGUAAACGAUGCCCCUCUCUGGAUGGGGAAGCUUGUUAUUUGCAAGGCUGGAGGAAGGGCUUCUCUUGUGGCUAACCCCUGGAGCACCAUAAGCUAUAAUUCAUAGCCCUCUUUCCUAGGGAGGGCACGGCAUUCCCCUGGUAACCAUGGGCCCUAGAUUUGGGGGGAAAUUAAGUGUUUACACACGCUGCCUUUUCUGUGUUCCAAAAGUAGCCUCUCCAACCACCUUUGAUUAGCUUCAGGCUGUAAAGAGUUCAGGUUUGGAACAGGAGCAAGAGCCAAGUUUCCCACUGCCCCUGCAAUAGCAUCUUGAUCUUACAUUGGAUGGGAAUCAAAUGCAACUGCAUCUAAAGUUACUUUGCCCUAUUGAUUUCAGUGAGACUUCCUUGGGGUGAACCCUGGUUUUGCUCCCAUUAGUUCUGGAGCCAUUGACAGCAGCGGGCUGGAGAAACAAACACAGUAACUUCUUUCAUAAUCAUGGACGUUUUUAUUGAGUCUUGAUUUGUAGAAAAUGGCCUGUAAGUACGAAACUGAUCCCUGUGUCUAAUCCUAAGGAGUGUACUUAUACACUGAAUCUUAUCUUCCUAUGUGAGCACUGUUUGGAAUUCUGCUUACUGAAAUUUUGAAAUGACUGAGCCCAUAAACUUUGUCUUGCCCCAGAGUAGAUUUGCCCACCUGGUGUCCACCAGAUGUUUUGGAUUGCAAAAGCCCAUCUGCCCUAGCUACAUGCCAGCUGGGGUGAAUGGGAGCUGUGGUCCAAUAUAGUUGGAGAGAACCCAGUUGGCAAAGGCGACGAUUAUUUUUUUUUAAAAGUCCCAAAGCAACAGUAGGUUUGCUUCCCUCUCCCUGAGAGAACAACCACUCUUUAUUACAAUAAAGAAAGUUUAAAAACUUUGUUUAAAACAGACCUUUUCACAAUACUUUUAAAAAGUUACCUUUGGUUUAUAACUCAAGGCAGUAGUUCACAAUGUGAUUUUCCUGAGGUGUGGACUUGAAUUCUAAACCCCAGUUGGUUUAGAGAUUUUGCUUCCAACUCCUGAUUAUAUAAAUUGGAGUAAGAGAACUGAAGUUUAAACCAAUCUGGUGAAUAAGUUGCUCACCUGCCAUUUUAAUUUUAUUUUUGCUGGACAGGAAGCUAGUAGCCUACACAGCUGCGGGGGAGGAAAUACUGCCUAGUAAAAAAUAAAAAAAUUAAAGCUUUUGCUUAAGCAGGCUUGUGGUAGGAUCAGGGAGGUGCAUUCCACCUCAAGUCUGCUGAGGAAACUGCUUCAUUUCCUCUGUGGCUAGAACGGCCCUGAGGGUUGGCCUGCAUGGAAUUCCAGAUCACCUAUGGUGACCAGGCAAGUUGUUAAAUGCAAGGCUGGGUGAAGUGGAGUCUCUCUCUCUGGCAGGUGUUGGCAUAAGCUGCUCAGCUUUUGUGCAUGGACACAAGGCCCCCUUGGUCCCCAGAGAAGUGUGUGUAUGAGGUACAGCCUGUCCUCUUGUAUUUUGAAAGGAUGGAUAGAACAUGUAUGUCACAGAGAAAUUCGGUGAUAGGAUCUCCCCCUGACAUCGUGUGGGUAUAGUGCUUGCAGUAAUGGGGAGGUGUGCCUUCCCCAGAGAAUGGCCCUGUGACCUUCCACCAAGAGAUGGCACAUGACAGUCUGAACCAUUUUUGAGGAAACGGUAUCCUAAAUGCUGUGGAAGAGAUGCAGCUUGAUGAAGGUUCUUGAGUGAGAAAGCAUAAAAAGUGCAGUAAAUAGUAGAUAAAAGCACGUAGAAGUCAGUUUUCAAGCUGAAAGGAGCUUGUAGUUGUCGAGGAGAAUCUGGUUGAAGCCGGUCAUGGUGCAGUUGUGGGUGUGCGGCCUGGUGUCUGCGUAAAGCAGCGGAGAUUUCCUGCAGUGGAACUUGAUCGAGCCCUAGGAGGAGAAAUGGGUUACCCUGGUGAGCCAUGUCCAGGCAGCAUGCGCAACACUGAACGAGGCGGACCAAUGGUUUGACUUGGAAUAAGGCAACUUUCUAUAUGGUUGGACUCCCAACUUCCAUCAGCCGUGGGCAGCAUGGCCAGUGGUUAGAGAUGAUGUGAUACAUAGUCCAGCGACAUAUACAUUGCAGGGGGCUAAGACUAGAUUCUCAGGGUUCCACCCAACUCUACAAUUCUAUCGGGAGGGACACAGGUUCCCCACCCCCCUGCCUUCUUUAUAGAACAGGACGAGCCUUGGAUGUUUCAGGGCAGAGUUUGGCAUCAGGCUUCAGAGUUGUGCUUUUUUAUUUUUACAUACGUUUUGGGGUUUUCUAACUGGCACUGACUCUGAAAGCGUUCUGUCCACCUCCCUUUCACUUAAAGCAACUAUGCAACAUGGGAGACAGUAACCAACCAGUUUUUUGGGGGGAGGGGGGUGUUAGUCGCAUGGUCCUUACCUGUGGGAGGGCUCUGAUGGAGGUGACCCCUUGCGUGCGCUGCUUGGUCUCUGCCUUGUGAUGGUUGUUCUGCUGCAGCACUUGGAGGCAGGCUAGGAGGCCGAGGUCUCUCUGAAAAGCACCCAGUGUCACUGGGCCGCUUGAAAGGACCAGCCCAAGAGGCCAGAACUGGAUUGCUGCAUUUAGGGGGCAUGGUUUUUCCAACUUGCUAUGGGUCUCGCUCAAUGAAACCGUUGCCCUAAGGCUGGAGGAGAGGGGGCUUCCUUCUAAGUCAUCCAACUCCUCUGCGGCCAGGACAUCCAUCUUGGCCUACGGAAAGACAGAAAGUAUUUAAAACUUUUUUUGGGGGGGGGGGGGGGAGCAGAUUAUCAGAAAGCAGAAAUCUUUGUUGGUGCCAUUUUUUCCGUUGUGUAACUGCAGCCUCAUUUCCAGCUUUCCAACAAGUUGCUGGGAAGACUUUGAUCUCUUACCUUCCAUUUUUUCCAGGUCCGUUUUAUAACCCUGACAGCUUUCCGUAGCCUCUGGAAAUGUUUCCUGGCCAACCACGAGCGAACAGCUGAGAAAGAAAGACAUUGCAUUAAGGGAGUAUAAGGAACAGCAGGAAAGGACCUGAUACCAAGUGUCCAUGCAGCCUAGUAUUGUCUGCUCUGACUGUCCGGGGUUUUGGGCAGAGAGAAGGCUCCAUCUCAUCCCUUGCUACCUGAUCCUUCCAAAUGGAGACUGAACCUGCAGCCUUCUGCACGCAAAGCAAGUGCUCUCCCACUGAGCUGAGUCCCCUCUCUAAAAUGUACAUAGAAAGCCUUCUACCCAGUCAGACUGUUUGUCCACCUAUCUAACCUAGGGGUGGAGAACUGUGGGCCUGGGGUCUGAAUAUAGCCCUCCAGGUCUCUCUUCUCUCCUCAGGUCACACAUUCUCUCCCUACCAGGCUACUUGCCUGGCUCCUCCUUAAGGCUUUUUGCCUGGCUGGGAUGUGUCCUUGAAACCUGACCAUACCGCUUUUGCUCGUCUGGCUGGAGGAUAGAGAGAGGAGUGUGUGUUAGAAGUGUAAGCAUUCACAAAGCCCAGAACAAGGUAGGUCCAGGGCACCUUAGAGACCUCCUGAACCUUUCUAUCCCAGCUCAAUUAUUGAGCUAAUCUGCAGGAGCUUAGUUGGUCAUUUCCCUCAUUUGACAACAUCAAGAAACCCAAGUUUUUAGUGUCAUUGGCCCAGCCCUGUGGAACACUCUGCCAGCAGAGAUUCAGCCAAACACCUUCUGGGCCAGCUUUUAAACGCCUGCUGAAAACUUUUGUUUCGCCAGGCUUAUGCAGGCAAUUAAGAAGACAUCUCUGCACAAUAGUUAGCUGAUCUUUGAUUUAUUGUAUAAUUGUUGUAAACCAUUCUUUUGUGCUUUUUAUGAACAUCUGUAUAUGAAUAUUAAAAAAAUUAUGAAAUAGCACAGUGC
Molecule: messenger RNA, 8371 nt
Organism: Podarcis lilfordi (Lilford's wall lizard)
Lineage: Eukaryota; Metazoa; Chordata; Lepidosauria; Squamata; Lacertidae
Source: the annotation of a GenBank genome assembly